AGCAAAGGGAAAAAUAUGGAGAAUAGAGAAAACCCUAACCCUAAUAUAUCCGAUGAUCUUUUGUUCACUAACAUCCUCCCAAGACUACCACCAAAAUCACUGAUCCGAUUCAAAACCGUUUCUAAACAAUGGCGAUCCAUAAUCUCAAACCCUAAUUUCAUCGAAUCGAAUCUUCAACUAUCGAAAACAAAUCAUCAAAACAGUGGGAUCUUGGUCCGAUCUUUAUCCAAGUCUUCAACAACAGAAGGGGUACUAACCCUAACCUCCCUAUCUUUCGAUGAUUUCACCACAAAAGACUUUAAUUUCGACAUGUCGAAAAUCGUACAUCGUUAUCGAGAUGACCACACACUUUUUGUUCUUGGUUGUUGCAAUGGAUUACUCUGUUUCUGGCUAAGUGCUCGUAUAAUCUGUGUUUGGAACCCGAUCACGAACGAAUACCGAAGACUUCCUAACCCACCCGUGGUAUACUCUCAUCCCGGGCAGUGUCUUUCCGGGUUCGGGUACGUCCCUUCGUUAGACGACUAUAAGCUAGUAUUGUUAGAGUUCAUCAAUGUCGAUGAUGGAAAUAACUUGAUCCGGGUUUAUUCUUACACGUUGAGGUGUAACGAGUGGGAGCUCAUUCGGGUUGUUGAUGAUAUGUUUGAUUCGCCUUUCCCGGAUAAUCCGUUAUACAACUACUUUUGUCCCCAAUCCGGGGUCAUUUUACCCAAUUCGAAGUCACAUUGGGUCGCCAGACAAAACUACAAAACCCGAGACUGUAACUUGAUAUUAGCUUUCGAUUUGGUGACGGACACAUUUAACACCGUAAAGGUGCCCGAAGAACUCUUGUUACAGAGUGGAGAACCAUCGAUGAAAAGGUUUCUUUAUUGUUUGAGUAAUAUCGAUGAUAAGCUAUGUAUUGCUGCACAUGGUAUUCGUUUAGGGGACUGUACUGAUUCCCUACAAGUGUGGAAGCUCGAACGGUACGGAGAUUCGAGUUCUUGGAACAAGUUUUUAUGGAUUAAUGGUAUUGAAAGCCUUAAAAGUUUAUGUAGCUUUCUUACUUCGUAUAUGUCUAGGGAUGGUUUGACAUAUUUGAUGUAUUCGAACACGAAGACAGGCAUAUAUAGUUUUGGAGGUGAACUCUGCGCAGAGUACUUACUAUUCACAGUUCCGUAUGUUGAAAGUCUUAUUUCACCUUUUAUGACAGCGGAAAAAGGUCUGUUUAGCUAGGAGAUGUUCCAUAUUUCACUAGUUUUCUAUGCACGCCGAGCGUUUUUUUAAUUUAAAAGAAUACGAUAUCAUGUCUAAUUGGUUAAAUAUUUGCCCUUUUUAUUGAUUAAUCUUCCUAGUUUUUAAUGUAUAACUUGUUGAUUUUGAUAAUAUCUUUUAAAUUGAAUUCCUUUGUAAGUUGUAUU
This is a messenger RNA of Spinacia oleracea (spinach), 1397 nucleotides long. Its product is annotated as F-box/kelch-repeat protein At3g06240-like. The transcript has a single exon. The record is from RefSeq and is a predicted model, not a curated record. The coding region runs from base 16 to 1212 and encodes 398 amino acids. Gene Ontology annotation, molecular function: protein binding. Lineage: Eukaryota; Viridiplantae; Streptophyta; Magnoliopsida; Caryophyllales; Amaranthaceae.